UAGGCGUUCGAUAAGCGUUCGAUAGACGUUCGAUAGACGUUCGAUAGACGUUCGAUAGACGUUCGAUAGACGUUCGAUGAUGACGUCACGUGAAAUUGUGCCUUUUUCGUGAAAAUUCGUACCGCGAAGGAUUUUCCAUAAAGGAACAUUUCAAAUAGGGCCAAGGCGUAAACACAGCCGGCUAAGAAGUACGAUAGAAAAUAAUGACAAACCAAGAUAAUUAUUAUUUAUGCCGUGUUUGUCUAUCGUCGAGCAACGACAAUCAACCAAUCUUUUCCAUCGAGGAAAAUUCUACGAAAGAUAAAAGCGUUCACGAUUUGUCCCAAAAGUUAUGGCUAUGCGGAGGUAUCGAGGUUGCCGAGGACGACGGAUUACCCAAGCAUAUUUGUAUAAAAUGCAUUGUCAAAGUCAAUGCAGCUCACCAACUCAGAGAACAAUGUCAACGAGCGGAUGUCAAGUUGAGACAAUUAUAUGGCAAAGCGAUAAAGAAAGCUGACACUUUAAAAGAUCAAUAUUGUCAAACAGAAGAACACUUUUCACUUGUAACGAAAGAAGAGAAUAAUUAUUCUUUUAUACGCUACCACCAAGGUGUUGCUUCUCUUCCAGAUGAAAAAAGUAGCGAAACGAGUAGCGAAAAGAGUCGCGACAAAAGUCGCGACAAAAGUAGCAAUGUCCGAAUUUUGAAAGAAUCCGAUGAUGGUAAUAUCAAGACUAGCAAUGAAAUAAUAUUGUCAGAUAAUGAUGAUGAUGAUGAUGAUGAUGAUGAUGAUAAUAAUAAAUUAGAACGAUUGACGGACGAGGUGGCAGAUCCGGUGCCUGUUGUUAAAAGAGAAGCAUAUCGUACGAGAAGAUUGACGAUGUUUAAAAGAGUUACCUCUAUGGAAAAUUUGAAAAAUCAUAGAGAAAGACAAAGACAGUAUAUAAAAAAAAAUGGAAAUACGAAAUAUGACAAUGGGGAAAAGGAUGUGCUUUUAAAUGUAGAAAAUGUGUGUAAUAAGGUAGUUAGAGUUUCUUCCGCUACGCGUUCCAAUUUAAAUCUCAAAUGUACUCAAUGCAACAGAUGUUAUUCCAGUAAGAAAUCCUUAGAGAGGCAUAUUUUAACAACUCAUAAUAACGAAGCUAAAUUUCAAUGCCAAAAGUGUAAGAAAGAAUUCUUUCAAAUCGAUCAACUACUCCAACACGGUAAACUUCACAGAUCUAAUGAUAAAUCAAAGUUAGUACCGUGUAAAAUAUGUAAUAAAAGUUUUAGGAAAACUGAUACUAUGGUACGACAUUUGAAUGUUCACAAAAGAGUCAAUCCCAAGGAAGUAUUUUCCAUACUGAAGGAAAUUAGGGAUAGAAGGAAAUUGGAGAACAACGUGCAAUCCUUAGAAAUGAAUAAUCGCUCUGUAGAAGAUGAACAUUUGGAUGAUCGAAAGGCAGACGUUGGAUGGCCAUUGGAUGGCCACGAUAAUAAUGGUCUCGAUGAUGGGAUUGCAAAAUUAACAAGCAAACACGUCUCAGACACAGAGGACAAAAUAACAUAUUUCUAUACGUCUAGUUCGGAGUCUAAUAGCGAUAAUAAUAAAUCUGAUUCUUUCGAUGGUAUACCAGUUUAUCGUUGCAAGCAUUGCAUCAAAUGUUAUAGAAAGGAAACAUCUCUUAAGCGUCAUUUGUUAAAACACGAGGAAAGAAAAUUUGUUUGUAAUGUUUGCAACAUGAAAUUUGUUCGUCAAGAUAGGCUUAAAAGUCAUAGAGAUAGAUACGGACACGACGAGGAUAAAGAUUGUUCUAUACCUCAAAAACCGCCGGACGACAAGUUAGCUAUUAAGUUAAUUAAUAGUUGGAUUAGAGAAGAAUUGGAUUCGGAUAACGAAGGCAAAGGUUUCCCCUGUGAAAUUUGUGGCAAAUCCUACGAUACGAAAAAAUCCUUAUUGAAACAUCAGACGAAUACUCACGAAGUACAAGAAGAAAAUUGUUGUUUAAAUUGUGGUAAGGAAUGUAGUUGCGCAAUCAAGUGCAAAGGGAAUCGAAAAAAUAAUGAAAAAGAAAAAAACUUUACGUGCUUGGAAUGCAAUAAAAGUUUUGAAAAAGAAAUCAAAUUACAAAGACAUAUGCGAAUACACGAACGUACGAAAGAGCAACAAGAUUCGAAUUUCAAACGAUUUUUGUGUCAUAUUUGCAGUAAAACUUUUCGACAAAAUACUGGUCUUAUGUUUCAUAUGAGAACGCAUACUGGAUAUAAACCUCAUGUUUGCAAAUAUUGCGGACGAGGAUUUACGUCCAAUUCAAAUUGCAUUAAUCACGAGAGAACGCAUACCGGCGAUAGGCCAUUCGUUUGUCACUUUUGUAGCGCUGCUUUUGCUAAAUCUUGCACUCUCAAAGCACACAUUACUACGCAUACCGGCGAAGCUAAUUAUCAUUGUAAAACUUGCGGCAAGUCUUUCAGACGAUUAAAAUAUUUAAAGGAACAUAGAUUCACGCAUACAGGAGAGAAACCGUAUGCCUGCAAAAUAUGUGGAACAGCUUAUAGCCAUUCCGGUAGUUUAUUCGUUCACGAAAAAAAAUGUAAGGCCCAGUACAAUAAUUAUCAAACUAUGACGUCUAAUCAAAAUACUCUAAAUUAUGGUCAACAAUCUGAAGGAAAUACAAUACAAUACAAUACAAAUACAAAUACAAAUACAAAUCCGGCCGUUAUAGCUCCUAUUAUUUCAACAACAACAACAACAACAACAACAACAACAACACUGCCGCAAUCUCAUAUAAAUAAUGUUAAUAGUACUUUAGGUUCUCAAGCGAAUAAAACUUAUAUUGACAGCGUGCAAAAAAUGAACGCGCAUGCUGCUGCUGCUGCUGCCGCUGCCGCUACCGCAGCUGUAGUAGGUACGUCUUCGUUGCACGUACAUCCUAGUCCGGAUAUUACAGAUGUAGCAUCGGCGGUUAGAAAUAUUGCUAUUAUAGGACAAGUAUUUUACUCUUAAAAAAACAAAAAACAAAAAAGACUCUCUCGAUCAUCGAUCAAAUUAAAGAUAACCACCAACCAGAACCCUUCUGUGAUACAUGACAAUUUUUUCAAAGUCCUUAUUUGUCAACUACAUAUAUUAAGUCUAUAGAUAAACAAAUGUUUUUUACAUUCUUUUAAACGAAACUUUUAACCCUUAUGCGGGUUAUUUUAUACGUUAGUAGUAUUGUUAUUGAGGUAAUGGGUACACGAUGCUAUACAAUUAUAUUUGUCAUUUAUUUUUAUCAAUACUUCUUCAUUGUAAAUAGAGAUGUGCUGAUUUCUCUCUAAUGAAAAGAAAUAUAAAAACGUAUGUAUAUACGUACGUAUGUAGGUAUAAAAUCGAGAAGUAAUCUAUCCUAUUAAC
Messenger RNA from Polistes dominula (European paper wasp), 3347 nucleotides. RefSeq lists its product as uncharacterized. The record is from RefSeq and is a predicted model, not a curated record. Gene Ontology annotation, molecular function: zinc ion binding; DNA-binding transcription factor activity, RNA polymerase II-specific; RNA polymerase II cis-regulatory region sequence-specific DNA binding. Lineage: Eukaryota; Metazoa; Arthropoda; Insecta; Hymenoptera; Vespidae. Gene Ontology annotation, biological process: regulation of transcription by RNA polymerase II. Gene Ontology annotation, cellular component: nucleus.